Messenger RNA from Apis cerana (Asiatic honeybee), 2237 nucleotides. RefSeq names its product serine and arginine rich splicing factor B52 (gene B52). Gene Ontology annotation, molecular function: mRNA binding. Gene Ontology annotation, cellular component: cytoplasm; nucleus. The record is from RefSeq and is a predicted model, not a curated record. Lineage: Eukaryota; Metazoa; Arthropoda; Insecta; Hymenoptera; Apidae.
UAUGGUAGGGACAAGGGUCUAUGUCGGUGGGCUUCCAUACGGCACCAGGGAAAGAGACCUUGAGAGAUUUUUCAGAGGCUACGGUCGAUUCCGUGAUGUCCUCAUCAAGAACGGUUACGGUUUUGUUGUAAGUACUUGAAUCAAAUUUUAUACACAUACUUAACACUUUACUCUACUCAGUUUGGUCCUAUUAUUUAUCAAUUUUUAUUUAAAAAUUUAUAAAAAAAUUUUAUUUGUAAGUUGAAAAAUCAUAUAUAUUACAUUUAGCGCUUGAAAAUGCAUCCAUCUUCAUUUCCACUAACUAGGUUUACGAAUUAUCGUUGAUAUAAAGUUGUUGUGUGAGAUAUAUAUAUAUAUAUAUACACAUUAUGUUUAAGUUAAGUAUCGAUAUUUUACGUUCGUUAUUUUAUUUUUUAUUUUUAUAAUAACUUCAAACUACUUUAUUUAAAUAAAAUUUUGAUAUAAUAAUUUUCAAGUUUUAUUAUAUUUUGCUAUUUUAUUGCUGACCAAAAUGUGUAGAGGGUAAAGUGUUUUACUUAAAAAAUAACUUGAACUCGUGAGUUGAUCUGACCUACCUUGAGCCCUGAACACAUUGGUACUGUGGCUGCUUAAUGGAACUGUGUGCUGGUUUUCAUCGAUUAAUCUACAAAAUAUUUGAAUUUGACGACUAUAGGGAUGCAGAUGAUGCAGUCUACGAACUCAAUGGGAAGGAGCUUCUAGGAGAAAGAAUUACUGUAGAGAGGGCCCGGGGGACACCUAGGGGUAGUGACCAGUGGCGCUAUGGUGACUCCCGUGGUGGUUAUGGGGACUCGAGGCGAUCUGCCCGAGACGAUAUGCGGCACGACAGAGAUAGUGUGAACAGAAACACGAGGACUGCAUCUAGCUACAAGCAAUCAUUGCCCAGAUAUGGACCACCAACACGCACCGAAUACCGGCUCACCGUGGAAAAUCUAUCGAGUCGUGUCAGCUGGCAGGAUUUGAAGGAUUAUAUGAGACAGGCUGGUGAAGUGACAUAUGCAGAUGCACAUAAACAACGCAGGAACGAAGGAGUUGUAGAAUUUGCAACAUAUUCUGAUUUGAAGAACGCCAUCGAUAAAUUGGAUGACACAGAACUAAAUGGACGUAGAAUCAGACUUAUCGAGGAUAAGAGACGGGGACGUCGUUCAAGAUCCUCAAGUUCGAGAUCAAGAUCACGGUCACGAUCUCGAUCUCGUCGCCGAUCCCGCUCCCGCUCAAGGUAUUAUCGUCGUUCUCGAUCCCGAUCAAGGAGUCGCCGUAGUUCUCGCAGCCGUAGCCGUCGCAGUAGCCGUUCCAAAUCAAGAGCACAUACUAAAUCAAAAUCGAAAUCCAAAUCCAAAUCACCUGAACGUAGCCGAACUCGAUCUAAAUCCAAAUCAAGAGACCGCUCAAAGUCGAAAUCUAAGUCAAAGUCCAAAUCCAGAUCUCGUUCUAGGUCCAAGGCUGAGAGGUCAAAGUCCAGGUCACAGUCCAAAUCUAAAGCUAAGUCUCCUUCAAAAGAUAGAUCUAGCCGCGAAAGAUCGCGAGGUGACAUAUCGAGAUCUCGAUCAGGCAGUAAACAUAGCAAAAGCCGUAGCCGUUCUCGUUCACCAAUGAAUGGCGAUAAAUCUCCAGAAAGUAAUAAACAGAAAGUUGUUGAUUAAAGAAAAUGUGGAACAAGAAAAGAAGAGACUUUUAUCGUAAGAAAAAAAGAAUUAAAGAGGAAUUUUCCUCUUUUCGUUUCUUUUUUUCUACGACUAAAUAUAUUUAAGAAGCCAAUUUUUCAUGCCUUUCUUUUUAAGAAACGUCGAUUUUUUUGACAUUACUACUUGUAAUUAACAUGUACAUCGUAUGGAUAAGUGAAAUUCUUUAAAUCUUGUAAAAUGAGGGACAGCGAAACAAAAGAAGUGAAUGUAAUUAACAAUCGGCUUAAGUAUAAUUAAAUAAUUGUACAUGAUUUACUUAAUGGAACCAAUCUGUGUACAUUAGUUAUACGUAAUUUUGAUUGUACACUUGUCAUCUGAAAAAACACCAUUCGCAUUUAGAGAAAUAGGAUGUCUUCAUACGUACCUUAAAUGAAUUCUAUACAUUUUUUGAUGUAUCAUCUUAUAUCAAGGAAUUCUCUAUAAUGGCUUUUUGUAUAUAUUCCUAACAGUCACAUUACAAUAAGGAAAUUAUGUGAUGUGUAUUAAAUUUAGUGGUAAGCGGUAUCUUAUCAAUAAAAUUUCGCGCUAAGCCUA